Messenger RNA from Leptonychotes weddellii (Weddell seal), 2464 nucleotides. The record is from RefSeq and is a predicted model, not a curated record. NCBI's taxonomy places the organism in Eukaryota, Metazoa, Chordata, Mammalia, Carnivora, Phocidae.
GCGGACAAGCAGUGGGGAGACUGGAGGCCUCACUUGGCUGUGAUUCUGUCGAAUCAGGGUGGGGACCCGGAGCUGCUUCAGCGAGCGAUUAUCACCAUGGGGGACACCCUGGCGGGGAAGGGGCUGGUGGAGGCCGCCCACUUCUGCUACCUCAUGGCCCACGUGCCCUUCGGCCACUACACCGUGAAGACAGACCAUCUGGCCUUGCUUGGCAGCAACCACAGUCAAGAGUUUUUGAAAUUUGCAACGACUGAGGCUAUCCAGAGGACGGAAAUCUUCGAGUACUGUCAGAUGCUGGGCCGCCCCAAAUCCUUCAUCCCUUCUUUCCAGGUGUAUAAGCUCCUUUAUGCUUCCCGGCUGGCAGAUUACGGCCUUGCGUCCCAGGCCUUACAUUACUGCGAAGCCAUUGGCGCGGCCCUCCUUAGCCAGGAAGAGAGCAAUCACCCAGUGCUGUUAGGGGAACUCAUCAAGCUAGCAGAGAGAUUGAAGCUGUCAGAUCCCUUGGUUGUAGAGAGACACCGUGGAGACAGGGACCCAGAGCCAGCCUGGCUGGUGCCCCUUCGCAGGCGGUUCGAGGAGCUGGCGCACAAGGUAGCAGGAGACACUGGGGAUCUUCGUUCUGCUCACUCAGAUACUUCGGGAGCCAGAGGGACGGCAGCAGGAGGAAGUGUGGGGCAGACCGGGGUCCCUGUGCCUCUUUACUCAGUUCCUGGGACUGGUGGCAGCCUGGCCGUGACAGGGACUCCUGGAGGAGGAGCCUGGGAGGAAACCCAGCAGAUACACCCACCCGUUGGAGAGAACACAGUGUCUCAAGGAAGUUUCCAGCAUCCUGAUGGUCAGAAUGUUGUUUCCCAACCCCAGGUGCCAGCGAUUCCCAGAUCACGAAAUAAUUCUGAGAGUUCCACUGUUUCAGUCAAGGAGGAUGAGGAGGAGUCCUCCGAUGAGGCAGAUAAAAAAUCUUCCCAAAGCCUGGCACAGAAAGAAAAGCCAGGAGACGAGAAAGAGAACAUGAAGAGCUCCGGGUUUGGCUGGUUCAGCUGGUUUCGCUCGAAGCCCACCAACAAUGCAUCCGCCUCUGGAGAAGACUCAUCUGACAGUCCCAACUCUGAGGAGACCUCCAGAGCAUCUUCUCCCCCUGAGGCUGGCCCUGGCUUCACACUGACCUCUCUCCCGGAGCCCCAGUCUCUGCCGGACACCUUGUCUGGAGCGACAGGCGAGGGCCAAGUCCGAGGAUCAGCGUCCGGUGGGAGAGCAGCUGAGGGCGCUGGGAGUGAAGGCCUGUCUGGGCCUGAGGCUGUUUCCUCUGAGCUUUACUUCAGCCCUGGUGUUCUGCUUCCCCCAACUCCCUUGAAAGGAAGUGUUCCUCUCUACAACCCAUCUCAGGUCCCCCAGCUCUCCAUGGUUAGUAGUUUGAACCGACCGAAUCGCCUAGCUCAGCGCCGCUAUCCAACCCAGCCAUGAUGAUAAUGGCCACCCGUCCCAGGCUGGUCUCCUUCCUUGAUUUCCAACCCCUCUGCCAUAUUGGGGCCCCCAAGAGGGUCCUGCUGGCCUAUUGCCUUCACUGGGACAGGGUCUUCCAGGACACAGCUCAGUCCAGUCUCAACAUUAGCUUCAGAAUGAUGGCUAGUACCACGUCGGGUGGAAAAGCUCGGUAGAACAGCAGACCGGAGGUGAGCAGGAUGCCAUGGCGGGAGCAUUCAGGAUGGUAGCUUCAGAUCCUCAGGAGAGUCAAGCCAACUUGGAAUUCCCUCAGCUGGAAUCAAGACGAAUCCACUGGGCUUUGCGGCAGGAAAUUAUUUGGGGGAGGCGCCCAGAGCGAUAUUCGUGACCAAUGUUGAUGCAUUCCUCAGUCUUAGUUAGAGACCAAUUCACAGCUCUAGUUAGCAAAGUUUAUAUGCUGAAACUUGAUUAUUGCUUCCCGGCAGAGCUCCCUCCUCACUGACAUUUCAGCAGUUUCCCUCUUGGUCCUAGUUUUGUGCACAUUUUUAUGUGCUUCAGAUUAAUUAUAUUUCUCUCACUUUCUUAGCUGGUCCUAUUUUUUCACAUUCUGGCAUCUGGCUAUCAAGUUAGAUUGCUGUAGGCAUCAUAUUGUCAUGGUAACUACUGAACCUAAUGAUGCAGAUGGAUGGAACAUCAGUGUAAUAAAUGAUGGGAAAUGUUUCCUAAAAAUUCACCCCUUCCAUAAGAGAGGAGAAUGAGUGCCUGAUAGUGUUAAUACCAGGCCUUUGCAAAUGGAUGUUGGGAGGGUCACUGGAGCCAGAGGGAGGAGGGGGACAUCUUGGAAAUUUCCAGUUCUCUUUUCAAACCCAAAAUAGGGAUGACUCUUGCUGUUUGUCAGAUUUGCUGAAAAUUGCUCCUCACAAAGAACGUUUUUUCUGUGUGUAAUUGUACAUAUGGGUUUUGUACUCUAAUGUACUACAGUUCUGAUGUUGAUAGCAAUUAAACCAGAUAAUUUUAUAGCAAA